AUGACCCACACUCAGGAUUCAGAUUCUGAAUCUGAAUUGGAAGAAGCUGCUCCAGCUGGGCAUCUGGAAUGUCAGCCUCAGGAGAUACCAAAUCAAGAAUCACACGAGGCUGAUCAAACACCGGCAUCACCCAAAUCGUUGGAACAGUCAAAUGACAAUGACAUAAAGUCUCCCAGGCCUGAACCCAAUAAUGCCAGUGGAAAGAUAGAAAUGGAUACAUAUUGCAAUAUUAUUAAAAACAAAGAGAUGAAAAAAGACUUAUGGAAAAAUAAUGUGCAGAAAGUCCAAAACUCAGAUUUUAAUUAUCUUUCUAUAAAUAAUAUUUUUUCUGCUUCUACAAAUACAAAGGAAAUUAAAAAAGCACCACGUAUUUUAGAGAACUCUAGUAUGGAAGUGGUAUCUAAAAAUGACUCCGUGAUUUUGAGGCCUGUGACUGAAAUCCCCUCUCAAUUUAGAAAUAUUUUCAAAGAAUUCCCUUAUUUUAAUUAUAUUCAAUCUAAGGCUUUGGACGAUCUUCUUUACACAGACAGAAAUUUUGUAAUCUGCGCACCAACUGGUUCUGGAAAAACUGUAAUGUUCGAGCUUGCAGUUACCAGAUUAUUAAUCAAGGUGCCAAUACCUUGGUUAAAUAUUAAAAUUGUAUAUAUGGCUCCAAUAAAAGCUCUCUGCAGUCAGCGCUUUGAUGAUUGGAAAUUAAAAUUUGGACCCAUUGGACUCAUCUGUAAGGAGCUAACAGGAGAUACAGCAGUGGAUGACUUAUUUGAAAUACAACAUGCUCACAUUAUUUUGACCACACCAGAAAAGUGGGAUAGCAUGACUAGAAAAUGGAGAGAUAACUCUUUAGUUCAGCUAGUGAGACUUAUCCUCAUUGAUGAGGUACAUGUUGUAAAAGAUGAGAGCCGGGGUGCUACUCUUGAAGUUGUGGUCAGCCGGAUGAAAACUAUUCAGUCUUCUUUCUCACAAAGUUCUGACAAUCCUAGCUCAGUAUUUCCCAUGAGAUUUGUGGCAGUUUCUGCAACGAUUCCAAAUGCAGAAGAUAUUGCAGAAUGGCUUUCAGAUGGCAAGAGGCCUGCUGUAUGCCUGAAAAUAGAUGAAAGACACCGUCCAGUGAAGCUUCACAAAGUUGUGCUUGGAUUUCCCUGCAGUAGCAAUCAAACUGCAUUCAAAUUUGACUUAACACUUAACUAUAAAGUAGCUAGUGUUAUUCAAACAUAUUCUGAACAAAAGCCAGCACUUGUGUUCUGUGCCACAAGGAAAGGAGUUCAGCAAGCUGCUUCUGUACUGGCAAAAGAUGCUAAAUUUAUUAUGACUAUAGAACAAAAACAAAGAUUACAAAGAUCUGCAAAUUUAAUAAAAGAAGCCAAGCUUAGGGAUCUCUUAAUUUGUGGAGUUGCUUAUCAUCAUGCUGGAGUAGAAAUGUCUGAUAGAAAAACAAUUGAAACAGCUUUUAAUAUGGGAGAUAUACCAGUUCUUUUUACUACUAGUACACUUGCCAUGGGAGUAAAUUUACCAGCACACCUGGUAGUUAUAAAAUCAACAAUGCAUUAUGCUGGAGGAAUGUUUCAAGAGUACAGUGAAACUGAUAUUUUGCAAAUGAUUGGGAGAGCAGGAAGACCUCAAUUUGAUACAACAGCAACAGCAGUUAUCAUGACAAGGCUAAGUACAAGAGACAAGUAUGUUCAUAUGUUAAAUGGUGCAGAUACAAUAGAAAGCAGUUUGCACAAACAUCUAAUUGAGCACUUAAAUGCUGAAAUAGUGCUUCACACCAUCACUGAUGUGAACAUAGCUUUAGAAUGGGUGAGAUCAACUUUCCUCUAUAUCAGAGCUUUGAAGAAUCCAGCUUAUUAUGGGUUUUCAGCUGGACUUGACAGAAAUGGAAUUGAAGCAAAAUUACAAGAACUGUGUUUGAAGAAUUUGAAUGAUUUGUCAUCGCUUGAUUUGAUCAAAAUGGAUGAUAAUCUCUAUUUCAAAACCACAGAAACUGGACGACAGAUGGCUUGGUAUUAUAUUGCAUUUGAUACUGUAAAAAAGUGUUUCAUGAUUAAUGGAACAGUAACUUUAUCUGAACUGGUUGUAUUGAUAUCUGGUUGCAGUGAAUUUUCAGACAUCAAGUUAAGAACAAAUGAGAAAAAAGUACUGAAUUCCUUGAACAAAGAUAAAAAGUGGAUGAACAUAAGAUAUCCAAUGGAAGGAAAAAUAAAAACAAGAGAAAUGAAAGUAAACUGUCUUAUUCAGGCACAGUUAGGAUGCAUUCCCAUCCAAGAUUUCACCUUGACGCAAGAUAUAGGAAACAUUUUUAGAAAUGGCAUAAGACUUACAAAAUGGUUAUCUGAAUUUCUGGCUACCCGUCAAAACAACUUUAUUGUAUUAUUAAAUGCUUUGAUUUUAGCAAAGUGCUUCAGAUGUAGACUUUGGGAAAAUUCACUCUAUAUAUCCAAGCAGCUAGAAAAAAUUGGCAUGACUUUAUCAAACACAAUGAUGAAUGCAGGACUGACCUCCUUUAAAAAAAUAGAAGAUAUAAAUGCAAGAGAGCUUGAAUUGAUUUUGAACAGACAUCCUCCUUUUGGAAAUCAAAUUAAAGAAUCAGUAGUACAUCUUCCAAAAUAUGAACUUAACAUAGAGCAGCUGGUAAAGUACAACGAAGCAGUAGCUGAAAUCAUAGUGACAAUCAUAUUAACCAACUUUGAACAGCUGCAGAUAAAAAGAACUGCUCCAGAUUCUCAUUAUGCAACCCUAGUAAUAGGAGAUAAUGAUAAUAAUGUGAUUUUUAGACAAAGGAUUAUGGAUUCUGCUUUGCUGAAAACUGGAAACUGGACAAAAAAGAUUGAAGUGAGAAGAGCUGUUAAUUCUGAUGAGCUUAAUAUAAAUCUAAUCAGUUCUGAAUAUGUUGGACUGGAUGUUCAGCAGAAAUAUAAACCAUUUUACUUAGGACCAAAGAAGGUUGGAAUUAUGAUCACUCGUGGAAAACCUGAUAGCUCUCAAACUUCUUCGGAUUCUCAGAUGAAUUUUCUAGUGAUAGCCUUAUUGAACACAGUGGGAUUUAAUUUGCUUUUUUUCCCUUUUAUGUCAUCAAACUAUCAUAAAACAAAAGAAGCCACUUGUAGCCAAGAAUCAGUAAGCAUAAAGAAUGGAAAUAGAAAAUGCAAUCACCACUGCAAAAAUAAAGAAACAUGUGGACAUGACUGUUGUAAAAUUGGAGUUUCAGAGAAAUCGAACAUGAAGAAUGAGUCAGUUUUUUCUUCAUAUCUUACUGACUUAAGAAACCGGAAUGCUGAAUCUGCCAUUCCCCCAGUCAAGCGACUAAAGAUGCAGAUGUCAAAUAAAUCUCAAAAAGUUGAUCUUAAACAAUUUAGUUAUAUUCCAAAAGCUUUUCUUCCAGCAUUGCCAAGAUUAGAGCAUGUACAACAUCCAAGAUCCCCUUUAGCAGAAGACAUCUACAGUUCUGAUGUUUCUCAAAGAUUUCAACUGGAACCUGAAGUUCGCAAAAUGAAUGGUUUCUUUGCUAUCAAGCAGUCUGAGGAAAACAAUAACCCGAUAAUGAGCUCAAACAAAAGUCUUGAAGAAUCUUCAAUGAGCAACUUGACUGAUGCAGAUAAAAGCAUCUCUUUGUUUUCUGAAACUUUGAAUAUAAAUUUUGAAUUAGGAAAUGAAAUUUGGAAUGAUUAUGAUGAUGGGAGUUUUGUACAUGGCAACCCUUUUACUGCUAAUAUUCAGAAGUUAAAAGAUCCAGAAUCUUCUCCGCUGGAAUCCAGAAACAUGUGCAUGCAGAAUUUGAGAAAAAACUCAUCAUUUUGCCAAAAUACUCAGAAUAAACCUCCUGGGGCCCUGGUUUUACAAGAAAGUGGAACGCCAACCAAUAGGAAAGCAAAGAGUUUUAUAGAAGUUGAGGGCUACCGGAAGAAAAUCCUAAGAUUUGAAUUUGUUGAAGUAAAUUGUUCAUCAUAUGAUGCUAAAUAUAUCUACUUGUUUUGGUGGGGUUUUGUGUUACAGUUUAGACUUCAAGAAGAAUAUAAUCCACCAGAAAAUCUGAAAAUGGCACAAUUAACUGCAAACUCAGAAACAGCCUUGAGAUCUUACCAAAUUGAUGGAAAGGGAGACUUUUUUAUUACCAGCAGAAAUAUGACAAAGGGGGCUGAUCUUAGGCAACAGCUUGAGGACGAUGGUGAUAUUAAGCCUUUUCUUGGCAUAUUUGAUGGCCUUUUCUAA
Molecule: messenger RNA, 4206 nt
Organism: Protobothrops mucrosquamatus (brown spotted pit viper)
Lineage: Eukaryota; Metazoa; Chordata; Lepidosauria; Squamata; Viperidae
Gene: HFM1
Product: helicase for meiosis 1
Exons: 37
Coding region: 1-4206 (1401 amino acids)
Molecular function (GO): ATP binding; nucleic acid binding
Source: RefSeq, a predicted model, not a curated record